This is a messenger RNA of Manihot esculenta (cassava), 914 nucleotides long. RefSeq lists its product as uncharacterized. Bases 192 to 530 code for a protein of 112 amino acids. The record is from RefSeq and is a predicted model, not a curated record. The transcript has 5 exons. Lineage: Eukaryota; Viridiplantae; Streptophyta; Magnoliopsida; Malpighiales; Euphorbiaceae.
UUCAAAAACCUGCACAAAUCUUUUACUUUGUCUCCCUUUAAUUUUUGUUCUUCCUUUCUGGCCAAAUUCUCGAAUCUUCCUACCACACCAGAGAUAGCUAGAACUGCAUAAGUGAGUGCUCUUUCGGCGUAAACCCAUUUGGAGCCGUCCAAAACGAAGAAUAAUAGCUGAGAAGGCGAUGGUUGUCCACAAUGUCCAGAGUGGAAACAAUGGAAAUAAAUGACAGCAGCAAUGCACAUUCCCAUGAUAAUGGGCAUUUGAGAGGUUCAACUAACUCCAGCAAAGAGAAUUCUUCCGAAAAAGAUGUCUUUGUUAACCAUGCUGAGGUAGCUUGGCAUGAAAGACGAAAACAGUGGGUGGGUGAUCCGUCUCAAAAGUCACAGAGAAUGCUUAGAGAACCGAUUAUGAGUUGGACCACAACAUAUGAGGAUCUGCUUUGCUCUACGGAACCUUUUCAACAGCCAAUUCCCUUAGCUGAGAUGGUGGACUUCUUAGUUGACAUAUGGCAUGAAGAAGGCCUUUAUGACUAGACUACUGGAAAAUUAGUCAUGUUGGCUGCACAAUGUUGCUUGUGCAGAUCACCCAUAGGCUGUGCUGACGUUUUCCCUGGGAACUGGAUGAAUUGGUACAUAAUUGAUGAUUCUCUUGUUCUUGAUUUACUGAACGACAUUUGAAAUGUAAAGUUAAUUGAAUCUAGUAUCUUGCUAUAGGCUUUUUACUGAUGGCCGUAUGUUAAACUAAAUUUCUGAAGACAACUGUUAUUUCCUUUGAUCUUCAUCUUCCUGUUACUCUGGUAAAGCAAGGUAACUUUAGAGAAAGCCAGGACAGAAUAGCAAAAGUUUGAGUAUUGUAAGUUACUAUUGUUCUAUCCUGGGAGGAAGUAUAUGAAGAUUAGGCUGCUUCUUUAUUGUCAA